Molecule: messenger RNA, 1281 nt
Organism: Blumeria graminis f. sp. triticale
Lineage: Eukaryota; Fungi; Ascomycota; Leotiomycetes; Helotiales; Erysiphaceae
Source: the annotation of a GenBank genome assembly
AUGAACGAGAUGGCAUAUUUCGGUAUCGCAACGCUUCUAAAGAGGUCACGAGCUUGUCAAAUUCCGAGCAGCAUCAACAAGUCUCUUAUCUCUGCAAGACUUGCUGAUCAACAAAGACACAUUUCAGUAUCUACUUCUGGGGAUACAAAAGUGGAUGUAGGGUCCCAUGGCCCUACCGCAAUGGUUUUUAUGAAUAUGGGCGGGCCAUCGACAACAGAAGAAGUGGGAAGUUUUCUCAGUAGGCUUUUCGCAGAUGCCGAUUUAAUUCCGCUCGGCCGCUUUCAAAAUUACCUUGGACCUUUGAUCUCAAGACGAAGGACGCCGAAAAUUCAGAAGCAGUAUCAAGCGAUUGGUGGUGGCUCUCCGAUCCGAAAAUGGUCUGAGUACCAGGCUUCAGAAAUGUGUAAACUUCUGGAUAAGACAUCUCCGAAGACAGCCCCUCACAAACCUUACGUUGCUUUUAGGUAUGCAAAUCCCUUGACUGAGGAAAUGUACACACAGCUCCUAUCAGAUGGAUUUGGAAAUGGUAACGGCGGUAGAGCCGUAGCGUUCACUCAAUAUCCCCAAUACAGUUGUUCAACCACAGGAAGUAGUCUCAACGAACUAUGGAAGUGUAGACAGCGCCUUGAGGGUAAAAAUUCCGCCGGCUCUACUUUAAAUGGAGCCGAUGGAACGAUCAAUUGGAGUGUAAUAGAUCGAUGGCCGGUUCAUACAGGACUCAUCGAAGCUAUAGCUCAAAAUAUUAAGAAAAAACUUUUGGAAUAUUCUGAGGAUCAACGCGAUAAGGUCAUACUUCUCUUCUCGGCUCACAGCUUACCCAUGUCAGUCGUAAACAGAGGCGAUCCAUACCCAGCUGAGGUUGCAGCUACUGUUAAUGCUGUUAUGCAAAGGCUAGAGCAUUCGAACCCAUAUCGAUUAGUGUGGCAAUCCCAAGUUGGGCCUUCAGCCUGGCUUGGAGCCCAGACAAGUGACACAGUCACAAAUUACAUCUCUAAAGGAAAUUAUAACAUGAUACUAGUUCCAGUGGCGUUUACUUCAGAUCAUAUCGAGACUCUUUAUGAGUUAGACCAGGAAGUAAUCGGUGAAUCGGGGCACCAGGAUACCGUAAAGAGAUCUGAGAGCCUUAACGGACAUCCUGUUUUUAUUCAAGCUUUGGCCGACAUUGCAAAAGCGCAUUUAGAAAGCGGAAUAAGUUGUAGUAAACAGAUGGGACUGAGAUGUCCAGCCUGCAAGAGCAACAAAUGUGCCGAAACGAAAAAGUUUUUUGCAAAUCAAGCAUAA